Dibothriocephalus latus is the source of this 603-nucleotide messenger RNA. The record is from the annotation of a GenBank genome assembly. NCBI's taxonomy places the organism in Eukaryota, Metazoa, Platyhelminthes, Cestoda, Diphyllobothriidea, Diphyllobothriidae.
AUGUCUACGUUGUGGAAGUUCUUUGCACGUGAUAGCAAAUCCACUGAUGGACCGAAAUGUAAUGGCAAUUUUCACCCUCUGCGACCGGAAUUACAAAAACGAUUUGCUAAUGGUGUCAAAUACAACAUGAAACUGGUCAUUCGCGGUGAUCGGCGCACUGGGAAAACUGCCCUCUUUACUCGUCUAAAAGGAGAACCAUUUUCAUCAGACUACACUGCGACGGAUGAAAUUCAAGUCAGCUUCCUAGAUGCUGUCUUCAGCCCAGCCCGAGUUGGGGCAUCUGAUGCUGAGGUGUACCCCUUUACACCUGAGACUUUGAAACCAGCACCCGAAAGAUGUGCAGACGCAAUCGCAAAGUCCACCGUUUCCCAGCGCGUAGACACAACUGUGGCUUUGUUUCUCGGGACUAUUGUCGCUUGCAUCCUCUGGGGCUACAAGGAGACGGACGAGGUGGUCAAGGUCGAAGUCUGGGAUGUAGUAGACAAGGGAAAACCGCGAAAUCUCACUCAAGGCACAAAACUGCCCCGGUAUGCUCGGAAGUUCAUCAAGGAAGCCCAGGUAGGAGGUGCUUUGAAGCAAUACUUUCUGUCCUCUGAAACAUAG